CCUCCUUAGCGCCUGGUUCCCUUGUCCCAAAGCUGUGUUCACGAACAGCAAGGAGUUUGAUUUCAAGGCUUUCUUCAUUCCUGGCUGUCUGCUUUUGCUACUGAAGGGACAGCCACACUCUACCAUCUACACAGCCUCAGGAAAAGAAAGGGACUUCAAACCUUCCAAAUCGAUUUCUCUCCUAGGAAACUAUUGGGCACAGGAAUAAAGAUGGCUGCUGAAUCAGUAGAAGACGAUUGCCUCAACUUUGUGGGAAUGAAAUUUACUGACAAUACACUUUACUUUAUAGCUGAAAAUGAUGAAAACCUGGAAUCAGAUCACUUUAGCAAGCUCGAACCUAGAUUCUCAGUCAUACGAAAUUUGAACAACCAAGUUCUCUUCAUGUACCAGGAAAGACACCCUCUGUUCGCAGAUAUGACUGAUGCUGACUGUGCAGAAAAUGCAUCCAAGACGAAAUUCAUCAUAUAUGUGUAUAAAGAUAGCCUCAUUAGAGGUGUGGCAGUAGCCAUCUCUGUGAAGUGUAAUAAAAUGUCUACUCUCUCCUGUAAGAACAAAAUUAUUUCCUUUAAGGAAAUGAAUCCUCCUGAUAACAUCAGUGAUGAAAAAAGUGACAUCAUAUUCUUUCAGAGAUGUGUUCCAGGACAUGACAAGAUAAUAUUCGAGUCUUCAUUGUAUGAAGGAUACUUUCUAGCUUGUAAAAAAGAGAAUGGCUUUUUCAAACUCAUUUUGAAAGAAAAGGACAAAUUUGGUGAUAAAUCUAUAAUGUUCGCUGUUCAAAGCAAGGACUAGGUAUUAAAAUUGCAGUAUGACUUGAGUUUUUGUCUUUCAGAAAAGAGUUUGGGCCUAUAAUUGUAGUGAUGAAAUAAGUAAUGAUCUCAACAGAUACCACUAUGAAAUGAAUAAUAAGCUUUCACAAAAUUGAAAUGACUCCCCCUUAUCCAGAUGAAUAAAAUAUUUGCAUAGUAAAAUGAAUGCAUAGUUUGAAAACACACUCUACAUCUUUAAUUGGAACAUAGAUUAUAUUCAGUAGAAGUGUUUUAAAUCUUUUGGGUUAAUGGUCCUAAUGAUGAAAGAUACCCAUAUUUGAAUUUUCUGUUAAUAUCAUUAAAACCAUCAAGAUUUUAUAAAGAGACCAUUGACUUGACUAAUUUCUGCAUUUCUUCCAAAGUCAGGAUAUCUUUAAUAGUCAGAUUGAUCCUGAAUCCAGCAACAUAUAAAAAGGAUUGUACACUCUGAGCAAGUGGCAUUCAACUCAGGAAUGCAAAUGGUUUAAUAUUUUAAAAUCGAUUAAUGUAAUAUGUUAAUAGAAUAAAGGAUAAAACCACAUAAUCAUCUCAAUAGAUGCAGAAAAAGCAUUUGACAAAAUCCAAUUCAUAAUAAAAAUUCUCAACAAACUUGAAAGAGAAGAGAACUUCCUCAUUGUGAUAAAGGGUAUCUGUGAAAACCUACAGCUAAGUAGGUUGAAAAAAAUGCAACAAUGUCAGCUCUUGCAACUUUUAUUCACAAUAUAGUGGAGGUUCUAGCCAGUACAAUCACAAGAAAAAGAAAAGACAUCCACAUUAGAAAGGAAGAAGUAAAAUUGUCCAUAUUUGCAGACAACAUGGUUCUGUAGGUAGAAGAUCAGAAUACACACACUUAUGUGCAUACAAACAUGCACGCAAACCCGCUAUUAAACAAUUUCAGCAAGGUUGCAGAAUAUAAUAUUAUGAAAAUAAAUUGCAUUUCUAUAUACAAGAAUGAAUCAUCUGAAAAUAAAAUCAAAUUCAAUAUUACUAAAAAGAAAUAUAAAAAUAAAUUUAGCAAAAGAAAUGCAAGAUUUGUACAAUAAAAUUUUCAAAAUAUUGCUGAAGGAAAUCAAGUAUGAUCUAAAAUGGAGAGACAAUCCAUUUUCAUUAAUUGGAAGACUCAAUAUGUUAAGAUGCAAGUUCUCCCCAAAUUGAUCCAUAGAUUCAACUCAAUUUCUAUCAAAAUUCCAGCAGGCUUUUUUUGCAGAAAUUGACAAGCUGUACCUAAAACGUACAUGGAAAUCAAAAGACACAGAAUAGCCAAAAUUUUUUUAAAAGAACAAAGUUGAAGAACAACUUUCAUUUCCCAAUUUUAAAGAAUUAUAAUCUACAGUUAUCAGAAGUUUGGUACUAGCAUAAGGAUAAACAUAGAUCAAUGGAACAGAUUUGAGAAUUCAGGAAUAAACUCUUAUAUUUAUGGCCAGUUGAUUUUUUGACAAAGGCAGCCUGAUAGAAAAGGAGAAUUUUCAACAAAUGGUGCUGGGACAAUUGUAUAUCUGCAUAAAAAAUAAAUAAAUAAAAAUAAAAAAAAGUAGACUCUUACCUCACACUGACUACAAAAAUAAUUAAAAAUGGAUUAGAGACAUUAAUGUAAGAGCUAAAGCUAUAAAACUUUUAGAAUAAAACAGGAGAAAAUGUCAAGACCUUGGGUUAGGCAAACAUUUUUUAGACCCAACCCAAGAAGUAUGAUCCAGAAAAGAAAAAAAAUUAAUAAACUGGACUUACUCAAAAUUCAAAAUUUGGGAGUAAAACUGGGUGAAGGAUACAUAUAACCUGCCUAUAAUAUCUUUGCAACUUCCUGUGAAUCUUUACUUAAAAGUUAAAAUGUCUUUAAAAACAACUUUGCACUGAAAUACCACUAAGAAAAUGAAAACACAAGCCAAGGACUGGAGAAAGUAUUUGUAAAUCACAUAUAUGGGGGGAUAAAAAAGAAAGAACUUGUAUCCAGAAUGUAAAAGAACUCUUAUAACUCAAUCAGAAGACAAUCCAAUUUGUAAAUGAGCAAAAGAUUUCAAUACACAUUUUUUCAAUGAAGAUAUACAAAUGGCUCAAGCUCAUGAAACGAAGCUCAACAUCAUUCAUUAGUCGAUAGAGACAUGCAAAUUAAACCCACAAGGAGUUACUACUUUACAGCCACCAGGAUGGCUGUGAUCAGACAAUAACGUGUUGACAAAAAAUGUUAAGAAACAGAAAUUCUCCUACAUUGCUGGUGGGAAUGUGAAGAAGUACACUUUGGAAAACAGUUUUGCAGUUUCUUAAAAGGUUAAAUAUAAAUUUUUCACAUGACCCUGCAAUUCCAUUCCUACCUAUUCAAGAGAAAUAAAACAUGUUCACACAAAGAUUCAUACAUUAAUGCUCAUAUCAGCAUUAUUCACAAUAGCCAUAAAGUGGAGGGAUCCUAAAUACACAUCAACUGGUGAAGGGAUAAACAAAAUGUGGUAUACUCAUAAUGGAAUACCAAUACUAACAAAAAAAGUGUAAAAUACACAUACAUUUUACAACAUGAAUAAACUUUAAGUACAUGCUAAGUGAAAGAAGCCAAACGCAAAGAUUACAUAUUAAAAUAUUCUAUUUAUAUGAAAUGUCCAGAAAAGGAAAAUCUAUAGUUACAGAAAAGUUAUUCAUGUUAGCUUAGGGUUGGGGUAGGAAUGAGGAUUAACUGUAAACAGAUAUGAAGGAUCUUAUUGGAGAGGAAAAAAUGCUCUAAAACUGGAUAUGUUGAUGGUUGCACAACUAGAUAAAUUUACU
This is a messenger RNA of Rhinolophus ferrumequinum (greater horseshoe bat), 3533 nucleotides long. It is a transcript of the gene IL18, whose product is annotated as interleukin 18. Lineage: Eukaryota; Metazoa; Chordata; Mammalia; Chiroptera; Rhinolophidae. Gene Ontology annotation, biological process: inflammatory response; immune response. The record is from RefSeq and is a predicted model, not a curated record. Bases 211 to 789 code for a protein of 192 amino acids. The transcript is spliced from 6 exons. Gene Ontology annotation, molecular function: cytokine activity.